ACAAUUCAAUUUUUGUUUUCUCUAGAAAUGAGUUGGGAGAAUCGAAAGCUGAACCUCAAGUUAUCGUUGGAAAUCCAGGAGAAAAUCAUUCAACAACACAGCCACCAAUCCAAUCAACAACUCCUUCUCUGGAAUACACAACAGUAAUGAUAACAACACCACUAACCGAAGCAACAACACAAUCAUCAUCUGGUAUAUCAACGACCUACGAACCUACCUAUCCUCCGACUUACGAGCCAACUUAUCGCCCCACUUAUCGUCCGACCUAUGUACCGCCUUCUUCAACUUAUGGUCCGACUUACGAACCAACUUAUCGCCCCACUUAUCGUCCGACCUAUGUACCUCCUUCUUCAACUUACAGCCCAACUUACGAGCCAACUUAUCGCCCCACUCAUCGUCCGACCUAUGUACCUCCUUCUUCAACUUACCGCCCAGCUUACAAACCAACUAACAGACCUACAACAAAUCCGCCGAACGUAACAACAAUACAACCACCACCAAUAUAUGAACCGGAAAUAAACUAUUUCAAAUGCCACGAUAAUCAAGCAGACAUUUCAUGGAUACCACGCGGUAAUACUGAAAAUAUUGUAUAUUACACGAUUGAGCACAGCACUUCAUUCAAACCAUACGUUUGGAGUAUUUUCGUUGAUAAAACUGAUGCAAAUUUCCAUGUGAUUUCAUUGAGUCCUGGUACUACCUAUACCUUCCGUGUGAUUGCAACAGAUAAAAAUGGAAAAUUCAGUCAAUCAAGUGAAACUGAAAUGUGUUCAACCAAACCAGAUGCUCCAUAUACAAAUCCAACCAAUGUGUACGUUAAAAGUGCAUCAUCAAACUAUUUACUCGUCUCAUGGAAACCAAUGGCACAAUCGAUACACAACGGUCCAGGAUUCUUCUAUCGCAUAUACUAUAGACAGGCUGGACUAGGCUGGAUUCGACCAUGGAAUCAGGAAACUGUCACUGAUUGGAAGCAAGACAAAUAUCUAUUAAAGUAUUCAUCUUCUCUUAAGUGGGAAAUAAAAGUUGUGGCUGUUAAUAAAGUUGGCGAAUCCAAAGUCAAACCUAUAGUCAUUACAAUUUAACAAAAUGUUAAAUUAGUAGUAAAUCCUCUUGUAUUUCAAAAAAUAACAAUUAAAAUAUUAUCACGAAUGUA
Molecule: messenger RNA, 1150 nt
Organism: Contarinia nasturtii (swede midge)
Lineage: Eukaryota; Metazoa; Arthropoda; Insecta; Diptera; Cecidomyiidae
Product: neuroglian-like
Exons: 1
Coding region: 147-1079 (310 amino acids)
Molecular function (GO): protein binding
Source: RefSeq, a predicted model, not a curated record